Molecule: messenger RNA, 600 nt
Organism: Hirsutella rhossiliensis
Lineage: Eukaryota; Fungi; Ascomycota; Sordariomycetes; Hypocreales; Ophiocordycipitaceae
Exons: 2
Coding region: 1-600 (199 amino acids)
Source: RefSeq, a predicted model, not a curated record
AUGAAGACCUUUGGUCAAGUCCUAAACGAACUAUCACUCUUGACCUGUUGGCAGUCAGAAGCGAUCGUCACCCACUUUCAGUCCCACGGGGCCCCGGGCAAGAUGGUCGACUUCUGCCUCGUCGUCCGCCCAAAUGCACACGAGCAGGACGUCAUCAACUCUCUCUGCAAGAGCCGGCCGUCACUCACCAUCAACCAUACCAACUGGGGCAAGAUCAGCAAACACCCAAUCGCCCUUUCCAUCGAGACCAAGCGCCAGGGCGAGCAGCUCGAUGAGGCUUUUCUCCAGAUUGGGACCUGGCAUUCGUCGCAGUGGCGGAGACUCCGAUACCGCGGCUGCGCAGCGGGCACCAUCGACUUCCUGCCGGGCAUCAUCACCCACGGCCACGAUUGGCUCUUUGUCGCGACGACACUAGGCGAGGACCUCGAGGCCACGACGUAUAGCUCGCUGCGCAUUGGCGACACUUCUUCUGCCUUGGGCACUUACAAGCUGCUUGCCGCCUUGCAAAGGUUGACGACCUGGUGUGAAGCCACACACUGGCCGGCCUAUAGGGCCGAUGUGCUGGGCAUGUCCACGGCGGAAUCAAGCAGCUUGGCCUAA